GCUUACAAUAUUACAAAAAAAUGGAAUUUCUCCAACGCUUAUUAUACACCGCUCUGAGUGUUGUCUCCAUUUUCUAUUUUAUCGUCAAGACAAGCCUAUCGCACUGGAAACGGCGUGGCAUUUUACAUGAGAAGCCGAAAUUCUUGGUGGGCAAUUUAAGAGGCGUUGGAACCAAACGUCACAUCAGCGCUGUGCUGGAGCAAAUAUACGAAAAGUACAAAGGACAAGCCCCCUUCAUAGGCUGUUAUGCAUACUUAAAACCAAUGGUUCUAGUAUUAGAUUUGGAGUUGGUGCGGAAUGUACUUGUAACACAUUCUGACAACUUCAGGGAGCGUGGCGUAUUCGGCAAUGCCCCGCAUGAUCCGCUUUCUGCAAAUUUAUUGCAACAAGAUGGAGCGGCGUGGCACCGCUUAAGCAUCGCUGUAUGUCCAACAUUUGAAGAGGAGCGUAUAUCUCAGAUGCUACCCACUUUGGAAAGGGUUGCGGCUACCAUGCAUCGCUCUUUGACACAGUCGCAGCCACCUAAUGCAGUACCAAUAGAUAAACUAGUGGACUGCUACAAUAUCGACGUAAUUUCGACAUUGGCUUUCGGUAUAAGUGGCGAGACACUACUAAAUACCGAUACAGAAUUCCGCCGUAUGGCGCGAAGUUACCUCAAAGACUUCAAUAUGUUUCGAUUAUAUUUCCUUAUGUACUUUCCAAAUUUGGCACGUUUGUUGCGCUACAAGAACUAUGAACAAGCUGCCACCGACUACUUUCUCAAGCUGGUGCGGCAGAAGCUAUUUGAGCAAGAGUGGAGUCGCAUAGAUAACCGAAAUAGUUUUUUUCAAAUGUUCGCUGAACUAAAACGACAUCGAGAUCCGGAAAGGCGUUUGAGUGACGAAGAAAUAGCAGCACAGGCUUUUUCAUUUAUUUUGAUGGGCCUGGAGACAUGCAACUCAGCGAUGACAUUCUGUCUGUACGAAUUGGCGCUUCAGCCGGAUUUACAGCGUCUGGUACGUGAAGAGAUACGCGGUGUAUGCAGGCAAAAUGAAAAUGGCAUGGACAACGCGAAAUUGAAGCAGAUGCGUCUGCUGAAACAAUGCCUAGACGAAACCCUGCGCAAACAUACGCCCUAUGCCUUUUUGUUGCGGAAUACCAACGAAGAUUACGAAGUACCAAACUCGGUUUUCAUGCUAUGCACAGACAAUCAUCUGGUUAUUCCUGUAGCGGCGAUACACCGUGAUCCGGAGCUUUAUCCCGAGCCAAACAAGUUCGAUCCAGAACGUUUUAAUAAGGAAAAUGUGAAGAGACGUCAUCCGAUGGCUUUUCUGCCAUUCGGAGUCGGUAGGAGAUACUGCCUGGCGCAAAAAUUCGCCGAAAUGCAAAUGCUCGUUGGUCUCGCCUCAUUGUUGCGUGACUUCAGUUUCAGUCCAUGUCCAGAAACUCCGAUUCCACUAGUGUACGACAACACACGCUUUGUACUUGCUCCAAAGGGACAACUCAAGUUGGCGGUUCAACAUGUGUAGAUGUCUACCACAAGUGCGACUUAAAUAAAAAUAAAAAAAAACAUUCUUAAAAAUUUUGUAUGAUACUUUUUUUCUUAAA
This is a messenger RNA of Rhagoletis pomonella (apple maggot), 1587 nucleotides long. Its product is annotated as probable cytochrome P450 6u1. Gene Ontology annotation, molecular function: oxidoreductase activity, acting on paired donors, with incorporation or reduction of molecular oxygen; heme binding; iron ion binding. NCBI's taxonomy places the organism in Eukaryota, Metazoa, Arthropoda, Insecta, Diptera, Tephritidae. Bases 21 to 1508 code for a protein of 495 amino acids. The record is from RefSeq and is a predicted model, not a curated record. The transcript has 2 exons.